AUUUGUGUCUGUCACAUGCCAAUUCUCCCUCGUUUGUCUCUCAUCCAAUUUGAUCCUGGUUCCAGAGUGGACCGCAGGUAGCUCAUUUCCCCAGCGAACAUGUCAGGAAACAAGGCGGCGCUGAAGGCUGCGAAAGUCGCCUUGGAUGCAGAGAACUACGAUGAUGCUGUCACUCAAUGUCAAAUCGUUCUAGCAUCAGAUGCUCAAAACUACUUUGCCAAGCUAUUCUUGGGACGCGCAUUCCAAAAACAGAACAAAUUAGAUGAGGCGGCAAAAACAUACAACUCGGCCGCACAGAUCAAACCGGAUGAUGCUCAAGCAUGGUUGGGUCUAUGUAAUUUGUAUGAGAGUCAGGGCGGUGUGAAACUUGACGAGUACCGCGAAUCUGCUCUGAAGGUUGCUCAAAUCCAGGCCGCAGCUGAGGAUGCUCAUAAAUGUCAAACCACAAUCAACAAGCUGGUAGAGUUCACCAAGGAACAUGGAACCACUGCCCAAUACAAACGCGCACUGGAAGCUCAAUUACCUGGAAGUCCUAUCUACGAAUUCUUGGAGGGUCGCUUACCGAGUCCGUCGCAUACAUACACUCGCCUCAUCGAAAUUACCGAGGAAGAAGAGAAGCAACGCAUCAACAAGGAAAUCGGCGAGCGAAGAACAAGGCUAGGAGCUAGAAUCAACCAAGUCACUACCGAUGUUCGCCGAGAAGUCUUCACAAAGAGCAAUGUCGAAGAGCUCUACCAAAACCUGAUCGAUUGGACCAACGAUGAUGAGAUUCGUCGCGAAUACGAGCAGAAGCUCUUACAGCGAGCUUACGACACUUUGAUCGUCCUGACUGGAGACGCGAAGGCUGCAAAACGUGAGCAGGUCAUGGGCAUCGUACACGGCAUGGUUAUUAUCAAGCACCCUUUCCUCCUGGCCUGGACCGUCGAUCUCGACUGGAAAGAUGUCGCAAACAUUUCGGACCUUGAUAUCAAUGUUUUGAGAGAGUAUCUCGAGUUCUUUCCGGAAACCAGUCUCGGUAAAGUCCUCAAAGCAUAUCUGGACUGCGAAACUUCACCGUUCCCCGCUCCUCCAAAGGACCCUCAACAAAAAGAAGAGGAGGUAGAGCCACCGCUCAAUCAGGAGGAUAGAAUACUUCUGAUGAGUGAAGGUCUUGAAGAUGGCAGUAAAUCUGUUCUCGCCCAUCGUCUCGUCGCAGAGUACUAUCUGCACCUCGAAGAGUACGAAAGUGCAGCAGAGGUCGCUAGAAACGGCCUGAAGAUGCUCGAGUCUGAGGAAAGAAAGUCAGGUCUGUCAUUGCAGGACAACAAGGAUGCUUUCAACAGCACACUCGCUACUGCGUUGGUCUACCAUCAGUCACCCAAGAACCACCCAGAGGCUAGAGAUCUUUUCAACAACAUCCUCGAGAGAAAGCCCAAGCAUACAAUGACACUUAUCGGACUAGGUCUCAUCCUGGAAGAACAGGAAGAGUUUGAUGAGGCUGUCAAAUUCCUUUCGCAAGCCCGGGAUCAGGACCCUAGUAAUGUUCGCAUUGAUAUCGAGGCAGCUUGGUGUGACGCGCUUCGCGGAAACUAUGGUCCUGCACUUGAAACCAUGGAGAAGCGCUUGCCUGAAUUGAAGCUUGACGACCCGAAAGCACGAGAGCUCAGAGCACAAACUCUGUAUCGUACUGGUGUUUGUCUUUGGAACCUCGAUACUUCCAAGACUGCCAGAAGAGAUCGCAAUGGAGCUUAUGCCAGGUUCUUGUCUGCAAUCAAGACCAACGUCAACUUCGCCCCUGCAUACACUUCUCUUGGAUACUACUACGCCGAUUAUGCCAAGGACAAGAAGAGAGCACGCCAGUGCUUCCAGAAAGCCUUUGAGCUGUCAGGCUCGGAAAUCGAGGCUGCAGAGAGACUGGCAAGAUCAUUCGCCGACCAAGGCGAGUGGGACAUUGUCGAGAUCGUUGCGCAAAGAGUCGUCGACUCAGGCAAAGUCCGCCCGCCACCAGGUUCCAAGAAGAAGGGUAUAAGUUGGCCCUUCUCAGCUUUAGGUGUCGUGCAAAUGACGAAGCAAGAGUACUCAAAGGCGAUCGUCUCGUUCUUGUCAGCACUCAGAAUUAGCCCCAACGAUUAUCACUCGUACGUCGGUCUCGGAGAGAGUUACCACAACUCUGGCCGUUACAACUCUGCAAGCCGUACUUUCAUCUAUGCCGAGGAGCCUCAUGACGGAAUUUCUAUGAACGUUACUGGGCAGAACUGGUUUACGAGAUACAUGCUUGCCAACGUCAAUAGAGAGCUCGGUGAGCAUGACGAAGCGAUUGCUGGUCUGCAAGAAGUUCUCACUGGUAGAGCUGAGGAGUUCGGAGUCCUCAUUGCAUUGUUGCAGACAUACAAUGAAAAGGCUUGGAGAUGUGUAGAGACUGGCUUCUUCGGUCAGGCUGCUCACAGCGCAGUACAAGCAAUCGAACUCGCUCAAAAGAUUGUCGAACUGAGACCGCAAGCUUUCAACCUGUGGAAGGCAGUCGGAGAUGCUUGUUCGACCUUUUACUGGAUCCAGGACAGACUUGACAUCUUCCCCUCCGACGUCACUAAGCAGAUGCUGAUGAAGGAUGUUGAUGUUAAAGAGUUCAGCAUAUUGUCGGACAUCGAUGGAGUGGACUCGAAGGUUCUUGAGGGCUCAUCGGAUGAUGGCAAGCCUCUCGCUUGCCCGGAGUACUUGGCUCUUUCGUUGCUCGCAUACAAGCGUGCUAUCUUCAGCUGCGCUGACGAUGUACAUGCGCAAGCCGUAGCCUGGUACAAUCUUGGAUGGGCAGAGCACAAGGCAUUCAGCUGCAGCGAUGUGAAGACUGGAAAGAAAUUCCUUCGUGCCGCUGUCAGAUGUUUCAAGCGUGCCAUCGAGCUUGAAGCAGGCAAUUCGGAGUUCUGGAACUCGCUUGGUGUCAUCACUACCAGACUGAACCCCAAGGUUUCUCAGCACUCUUUCGUAAGAUCUUUGCAUCUGAACGAGCGUAGUGCAAAGACAUGGUGCAACCUCGGUGUUCUCUAUCUCAUUAACAAUGAUUACGAACUCGCCCACCAAGCCUUUGGCCGUGCUCAGUCAACGGACCCUGACUACGCACAUGCCUGGCUCGGCGAAGGUCUCAUUGCGCUCAUGAUGGGCGACAAGAAGGAGGCAUUGUCACACUUCACUCAUGCUUUCGAAAUUUCCGACUCUGCUUCUCUCAUCUCAAAGCGCCAGUAUGCAGUGUCAGUCUUUGACAAUCUGCUCGCAACCCCCUCAGCCUCGAAUGAGAUCACUGCGUUGAUUGAACCGCUGUUCGCCUUGGAACAGCUCCACAGACAGUCUCCUUCAGAUCAAGCAUACAAUCAUCUUGCAUCAUUGUUCUCAGAACGUGUAGGCGAUCAUGGUCCUGCUAUUGAAAUGCUCACUACCCUUUGCACAUCGGCAGAGUCCGACUACGAAGCUACCGAGUCGCUGACCUCGCUUGGCCGAUUCGCUUUGGCAAAGGCAGACCUUGCCAGAAACCAGCUUGCAUCAAAAGACUAUGAGUCAGCCGCUGAGAAUGCAGGAACAUCACUCGAUCUGUCUGCUGAAGCUGAUGCGAGUGGCCUAGAGCCGGACAGCAGACGCAAGGUCCGCUUAUCUGCCCAUCUGACAGCAGGUCUUGCUGCCUUCUACCUACAGAACAUGGACGACGCCAUUGCCGCAUUCAGAUCAGCGCUCGAGGAGAGCAACUCUGACCCUGAUGUUGUGUGUCUGCUUGUCCAAGUCUUGUGGGCCAAGGGCGGCGAUGAGGAGAAGUCUGUCGCUCGCGAUCAACUCUUUGACUGUAUCGAGAAGCACGACUCUCAUGUUCCAUCUAUUGUCCUUCUUGGUGCGAUUGCGGCAUUGGACAACGAUACCGAUGCUCUGGAUGCCGUCCAGGAUGACCUCUCGUCUCUGCGCACAAACGACAGUAUUUCCAUCUAUGAUCGUGAGCAUGUCGAACAAGUUCUUGGUGCUAUUGCAGGUCUUUCGUCGGACGCCUCGGAGUUGGAUGCGCUCGUUGAGACACAAAGAGCCAUCAUGCUUGCGCCACACCAAAGUCAUGGCUGGACACAGCUGACCGAUCUGACUGAAGAGGCGUACCCAGCUCAAAUGGCCCUACUGACAUCGCAGAGAGCUGUUCCACCAUACGGCGAUCUUGGAGCACAGGAUUUGGCAAAGGCAUUUGCAGGAACAGGAGUGGUCAGGGACGCGCAGAGAGCGAUCGUACUGGCACCAUGGGAAAGAAGUGGCUGGGAGACAUUCGCAGAUGCAGUGACGUCUGCUUAAACAGGCUGAUAUCCGAACAUCACAGUGGCUGGGAAAUACUGUUGUUUGCACAUACUAAUGAAGCGAAACAACCUAGCCAGGUCAGGCCAAGCAAAAUCAAUUCAAUUCCAAUAGAACUUUGAGAGAAUUUUCGUUUUGACAUUUGCCGAUCGCAUCGAUUUACCUUUACGAGGAGGAGAGCUUGUGGUGGUGGAAGCAAUUUUGUAUGUCUUGGUAUGGAUACCUCGUGAUCGUACUUCCGCCGUCUCCUUCCCCAGCUGGACUUGAUGGUUCACACGGAUAGACGCCUGUUGAAACGGUGAUAGUGUUUCUGUUUCAAGCCUGCACCAAAUAUAGAGUAUAUUGAGGAGAUCUUGC
Molecule: messenger RNA, 4650 nt
Organism: Aureobasidium pullulans EXF-150
Lineage: Eukaryota; Fungi; Ascomycota; Dothideomycetes; Dothideales; Saccotheciaceae
Product: TPR-like protein
Exons: 2
Coding region: 100-4293 (1397 amino acids)
Cellular component (GO): Ski complex
Molecular function (GO): protein binding
Source: RefSeq, a predicted model, not a curated record